Molecule: messenger RNA, 937 nt
Organism: Dermatophagoides pteronyssinus (European house dust mite)
Lineage: Eukaryota; Metazoa; Arthropoda; Arachnida; Sarcoptiformes; Pyroglyphidae
Product: small ubiquitin-related modifier-like
Molecular function (GO): protein binding
Source: RefSeq, a predicted model, not a curated record
AUGCGUGUGUUUGCUAAUUUGCUGUGUUGCUGUGUGUGUUAAACUUUUUCUUCAUCAUCAUCUUGAAUGAGUUUCUAAUUUUUGUUUUUUUUUGAUUUUGUUUUUAAUUAAAAAAAUCAAUAUCGAGCUCAUAUCGAAUUGUGACACUUUUUCUUUUUUCUCUCUUGGUUCAUCUCGUCGAACAAGCAUUUGUUGAUUUCCUCUUCCAAAUCGAAAAAACCAAUACAAACAACAACCAAAUCGAAUAUAAUGGCCGAAGACGCAAAGGAAAGUUCACCGGAAUAUAUUAAAAUCAAAGUUGUCGGACAGGAUACAACUGAAUUACAUUUUCGUGUAAAAAAAACGACAUCAUUUUCGAAACUGAAAAAAUCCUAUAGCGAUCGAGUUGGUGUACCAUUGUCAUCAUUACGUUUUCUAUUUGAUGGCCGCCGAAUCGAUGAUAGUGAUACACCACAAUCAUUGGAAAUGGAAGAAGAAGAUGUGAUAGAAGUGUUUCAGGAACAAACUGGUGGUUCAAAUCAACCUCGAUCAUCAUUGAUUUUUGUUUGAAUCCAAUGGACACCAAAUCGAAAAGCAAAAUUAUGAAACAAAUUUCUUUUUUCAAAUUAAAUAAAUUGUAUUGGCACCAUCAUCAUUUCAUCAUCUAUUAAUCAUCAUUGUUCUUUUCAUCGUCAUUUACAAAUUUCAACAAAAACAAACUGUCAUUUUCACACAAUUAAUCCCUCAUACACAUACCAAUUGUAUUCGUUUCGAAACAAAAACAAACAUUAAUGUUUUCAAUUUUGCAAAAACAAAAAUCCAAGAUUCAUCACAUUAACCACAUUUUGUAAACCAUUACAAAACAAGUGAAUUGUUUUUCUUUUUAUUCUUUUAUCAUUUCAUUUCCAUUUUGGCAAAGUUGAUACAAGUAAAUAAUUGAUAAUAAUAAUUAUAAAAA